AUGGCCUCAAAGUUUUUACGUGAAUACAAACUGGUGGUUGUUGGAGGCGGAGGCGUGGGAAAGUCCUGCCUGACCAUACAAUUAAUACAAAGCCAUUUUGUCGAUGAGUACGAUCCCACUAUCGAAGACUCAUAUCGAAAGCAAUGUGUGAUUGACGACGAGGUCGCCCUGUUAGAUGUGUUGGAUACAGCGGGACAGGAAGAAUACGCUGCUAUGCGGGAGCAGUACAUGCGCACAGGAGAGGGAUUCCUCCUGGUAUAUUCCAUCGAUUCAAAACAAUCCUUCGACGAAAUUAGGACGUUUCAACAGCAGAUACUAAGGGUUAAAGAUAAAGAUUACUUUCCGAUAAUUAUUGUUGGCAAUAAGUGCGACCUGGAGCAGGAUCGGGUAGUGUCAAAAGAGGAGGGUAUGGCUCUAGCACGAUCAUUCGGCUGCAAGUUCAUGGAGACAUCGGCAAAACAACGAAUCAACGUAGAAGGAGCCUUCUACGAACUCGUACGAGAGAUCAGAAAAUAUAACCGAGAGAUGUCAGGGUAUGGUCCGCCACAGCCCGUUUCUGGCACACCGAAUCACAAGUUCGAUACGAGCGACCCGGACGACCAGGCUGGCUGCUGUGGAAAGUGUACAGUCAUGUAG
This is a messenger RNA of Lithohypha guttulata, 636 nucleotides long. RefSeq names its product RAS1 protein. The record is from RefSeq and is a predicted model, not a curated record. The transcript is spliced from 3 exons. Bases 1 to 636 code for a protein of 211 amino acids. Gene Ontology annotation, biological process: Ras protein signal transduction. Gene Ontology annotation, cellular component: plasma membrane. Gene Ontology annotation, molecular function: GTP binding; GDP binding; GTPase activity. NCBI's taxonomy places the organism in Eukaryota, Fungi, Ascomycota, Eurotiomycetes, Chaetothyriales, Trichomeriaceae.